Xenopus tropicalis (tropical clawed frog) is the source of this 4180-nucleotide messenger RNA. It is a transcript of the gene wdr72, whose product is annotated as WD repeat domain 72. Bases 204 to 3473 code for a protein of 1089 amino acids. The transcript has 20 exons. The record is from RefSeq and is a predicted model, not a curated record. NCBI's taxonomy places the organism in Eukaryota, Metazoa, Chordata, Amphibia, Anura, Pipidae.
GCAACUUUAAAGUUAUUUUCCCAUAUGGAAUGCCUGAAAACGGUUUCUGUUCUGAACAAUAAUAUUACAGCCAGUGCUGUUGUUAGUUAAACCUUUUGCCGAUGCAUAAAUCAGGGAGAGCAACCACAUGCAUUUUAGUGCAACAGACAAUCCCUUUUUUCCAUGGAUAGUACCAAUGUGAAAUCAAGCAGAGUGAACUCACAAUGAAACACACGAUUCAGGCUGUGGCCUUGUGGGAAAACAGGGCUCCAGAACACAGUAUUACCACCAUAAUGAUAACAGAAGACCAGAAAACUAUUGUAACUGGUAGUUCAGAAGGACAGAUAUGUCUUUGGCAUCUAUCAGAGGAUAUGAAGAUUACAUCUAAAGCUAUUCUUUUUGGCCAUACAACAGCUGUAACAUGCUUGGCCAAAGCAAGAGAUUUUGAAAAGCAACCAUAUAUUGUUAGUGCGACUGAAGAUGGGGAGAUGUGUGUUUGGAAUGUUGCCAACAGCCAGUGCAUUGAAAAUGCAAAACUUCCAUACAAGCAUACGGCAAUCUGUUACUACCAUUGCUCAUUCCGAAUGACAGGGGAAGGAUGGCUACUCUGCUGUGGUCAUUAUCAGGAUGUCCUUAUUGUUGACGCAAAGACCUUGCAAGUUUUAAAUACAUUUCAGACCCAGGCUUCAGACUGGAUUAGUUGCAUGUGCAUUGUUCACUCUACAAGAAUUCAAGAGGACUCACUGGUUGCAAUAUCAGUGGCUGGUGAUCUACAAGUAUGGGAUUUAUCAUCCUCAGUCAACAGCAUACAGGAAAAACAAAAUGUUUAUGAAUUAGAAUCCAAGUUCUUGGAGCUUCCAAACUGCUGUGCUGUUCGUUUUUGCACUUUUACAGAACGUCUUUUGCUGGUGAUUUGCUCCAGUUCUUGGAGGGUUUUUGACUAUUGUGAUUUCUCCUUGCUUUGCACUGAAAUUCACAAGGGUAACCAAUCAUUUGCUGGAGGGGAGUUUCUUGCUCGUAACAGACUUAUCAUCUGGACAGUGGAUGGUCACAGUUAUAUCUACCAGCUGUUGAACAGCGGUCUUUCCAAAAGUGUAUGCCCAACUGAAGGUGGAAUACUUAAAGAAACCAUUACUCCUCAGUUACUUUGCUCUACAAGUGUUGAGAAAAAGAAUGUAUGUGCUAUGGGCUUCAUGAAUGAAAGGAAGGAACCAUUUUUAAAAAUACUUUAUUCUGGUGACAUAUCUGGAAGGAUCAGUUUCUGGCAUAUUCCUGAUAUUCUGGUGCCCCAGACUGAUGGAUCUCCACAAGAAGUACAAAGAAAAACAACAAUCACUCUUCAAGAAAUCUUUGAUAGGCAUAAGUCCAUGUCUGAAGGAAUAAUAGAUCACCUUGUUACUCAUGAAGAAGGCAUGGCAUAUGUAAUGAUCACCUCAUCAAUAUACAUUGCAAAUCUUGACAAACUGGUGUGUGGUUGUGAAAAUGGGAAAAUUGUUAUUACAUCAGCUUUGCAUGCUGCUAGAGCAAGACUACUUAAAGACCAUCUUUUACUAAAAGGUUCCCUGCCACAUAAGAUAUUUGAGGGGCACAAUUUCAGCAUUACCAGUUUACUUUAUCCACAUGGAGAGUCAGAGAAAUUCGAUCCAACCUGGCUCAUUUCUGGCGAUCAGAAUUCAACUGUGAUAUGGAGAGACGUGUUUACAGGGCAGAUAUUCCACAAGUUUUUUCUGCAGGCUGGGUCAAUAAUGAAACUACUGGUUCCACCAGAUGAUUACAAAGUGAAACUUUUCCAGACUGUGUACUGUAUUUGCAGUGACAAUUCAGUGGCACUUUUAAAUUUGCAGGAACGCAUGUGUCUCUUUCAUGCCAGAAAACAUCUGUUCCCUGUAAAGAUGUUAAAGUGGCACCCUAUUGAAGAUGUCUUAAUAGUUGGGUGUGAAGAUGGCUCAGUUUAUGUUUGGGAAAUUGAAACUGGUACCUUGGAACGCCAUGAAACUGGAGACAUAGCAAAAGCCAUUUUGUCCUCUUGUGAAAAUUACAACAUUGUGAUGGCAGAUUCCAUCAUUACUUCUUCAAAAGAGGUGCAAAGAAAUAGACGAACAACAUAUAAGUCUUCAAACUCUUACAAGCUUGGCACAUUGUCUCACAAUCUAUUUCAAAAUGAAAAGGCUUCAAACAAGGCUGCAGACUCCAGUUAUAUCUCAAGACCUUUUUCAGUUGUACCAGUAAAAUCUAAGUAUAACAUUAGCUUGCACUUGCUUUUAUUUGAUCUAGAAAAAGUUUUAGAACUUCUUCAUUUAUCUCAAGCAAAUGGGCUGAAGUCAGCAAACUCUUUUAGCACUUACGAUGCACUAAAAACAGUAAAAAACUCUUCAGAGAAGCGGCCAUUAACACUCAAAAGAAAUAAGACUGCUGGAUCCUUCUAUCAAGGGGAUGGGCAAAUGCCUGAGACAUUUGUGCAAGAAAAUGUUGGACACCUUAAUGAAGAAUCUGGUGGGACUAAAAGAAACAAGAAAUUCAAAAGCAGUAAAAGAAACAAAAUUGAAUCAGAAGGAAAAAUAGAUGUAAAUAUGAUAACGGAUGCAGCCAAACUUUUUUUGUCAUGUCUUGUACCCUGGGGACUAGAUAAAGAACUGGAUAUUUUCUGCAUUAGACACUUGGAUAUCCUCGAGAUUCAAAGUUCAGUCACUUUUGGCAUUAUAUCAAGUGUAGAUCAUAUUGGAUUGAUGCUACCGGGAUGGAAUCAAAUUGUAAACAAUGAUAAUUCUGCAAUAAGUUUACAUCAUUCAUUCAUAAAGAAAGUCAUGGAGCUUUCAUCAAAAUAUUCCAUGGCUACUCAAAAACAAAGUGAAAAAUGUUCACAUCAAGAAUGUAAUCAUUUUAACACAAUGAACCUAAACACUCUAGCAUAUAUUUUGAAGAAGUUAUGUGUUGUCAGUAAAGGGCUGAGGAUGGAGCCUGUAUCUACAUUCAGCAGCAUCAUCAGUCAGGAGAAGAUGGAGUCUGUGCGAGUCAAAUGGAAAAGUUCUGAACAUUUUAAUUCAUUUUCCAUGUUUUCCGCUGAGCUUCUACAGGACAAAAAUUUUCCUGAACCUGAAAAUGUAUCCUUAAUUAAGCUUGUUUCAUCUUGGAAAGGCCAGUCUGUACAGGUUAUAGAAGCAAUGCAAGCAGUUCUCUUGGCAGAAUUAAAAAGGAGGAUGCAAUCAGUUUUAGAAACCGUAAUAACCACUCAACCUAUUGCCGUUGUGGACAGUGUGGAUAAUGGUCACACUUCUCAUCCAGAGUCUUCAGAUUCUAUUGAAUUACAAUCUAUUGCCAAUCAUUCUAUGCAAUCUCCAGGGGCAGUAGUAAAAUGUGAAAGUGAAUCCAAGUCUGUGAAAUUCCAAGAAGAUGAGGUUUCUCAAGAAAAAUGUGGACUGGAGGAUUCUGAUAGUCCAGAUGAUAUGAAACAGAAUGCAUGGAUGGCCAAGAUGUGCUACUGCAAAGUGUGUUGAAUAAAAGCACUACAUAUUCAGCAAAUAUGUGCUCUGUCUUGUGUCAAAUUCAAGUAAAAUGUUCUAGAAAUCUCUCGGUUAUUUUACAUAUGCUGAGAAAUAUAUAAUUUAAUGGUCAGAAAUAUGUAAUUGUUUUCAAAAUGUAUUCUAAAUGAUGUAAUAUUUACUGUAGUUUUAUUUGUAAAUGUUUGUCCUAGACUUCACCUCCUUCCAGAUUCUUGCACAGUUAUUCUAGAAUCAGAUUCAUAAUAUUACAGGUUUUAAUAAGAACUCGUGGAAGAAAGAAAACUAUGGGAACUAUGGGAAGAGUUUUUUUACCCCCCCCCCACAUUCUUAUUCUUAUGGGGGCAACUUAACAGAGAACAUAUGCACUAAAUGAAUCAUUUUUCCUAUAAAAAUGUAGAAAAAAAAUAUAGAAACACAAACAGCAGUGGAAAAAGAUGUAUUUUUUGCCCCAGAGCACAUUUUGUGAUAAAACUUCUUGCUGACACAAUCAAUAUUUUUUCUGAAAAGAGUACACUAUUUCUGCAAAUUUUAAAAAUACACUAUACACAAUUAAUAUUCAUAAUCAAGCUUAAUAUAAAGCAAUACAAAUGUUUUUGACAAAAGUAACAAAGCUCUGGUGCCUUGCCUAGAUAGUGUCUUGUGAAAGUAUUCAGACCAUUGACCAAUUCUUAAGCUUUAAUAAAUGACAAAACCUAAAAAUA